Messenger RNA from Oryza brachyantha (malo sina), 3837 nucleotides. RefSeq names its product protein unc-13 homolog. The record is from RefSeq and is a predicted model, not a curated record. The transcript has 27 exons. NCBI's taxonomy places the organism in Eukaryota, Viridiplantae, Streptophyta, Magnoliopsida, Poales, Poaceae. Bases 159 to 3485 code for a protein of 1108 amino acids.
GCCCGCCGCCGCGAGUGCCCGGCGGCCAUCUGCGUCGGCGUCGUCGUCCAGCGAGAUUUCCGCCCCCCGCGCGCAGGAGAGUGAUGCUCGCUGAAAGCAACUGGUGGUGCUUACAACAGUGUCUCUGAACUCAGAUUGCUGUCUCCCCUGCACACAAUAUGGAUGAAGAAAAUGUUGUUGAGCUGCUGCAACGUUAUCGCCGUGACCGUCAUGUAUUACUCAACUACAUGCUUUCUGGUAACUUGAUCAAGAAAGUUGUAAUGCCACCUGGUGCCAUCUCUUUGGAUGAUGUGGACAUAGAUCAAGUCAGCGUUGAUUAUGUCCUCAAUUGUGCUAAGAAAGGUGAACCACUUGACCUUGGAGAUGCCAUCCGGCUUUUUCAUGACAGCCUUGACUACCCUUAUGUGAAUAACAGUGGAACUGUGGAAGAGUUCUUUUUACUUACAAAACCAGAACACUCUGGACCAGCGCCAGCGAGAGAACCACCACCUACCCCUGCCAUUGCACCGUCACCUGUUGUGAUACCGCCACCAGUCAUGGAUCCACCACCAGUUGCUGUGCAUUCACCAGUCUCUACUGCAAACUUAUCAAAAUCACAAUCAUUUGAUUCUCCAACUGAGAAGGAGUUAACCAUAGAUGACAUUGAAGAUUUUGAGGAUGAAGAAGAUGAAUUCGAUAGCCGAAGGGCUUCUAGAAGACAUCAAAGUGAUGCCAAUGAUUUAUCAUUGCGGUUGCCACUAUUUGAAACAGGUAUAACAGAUGAUGACCUUCGUGAAACAGCAUAUGAAAUUCUUGUUGCUGCUGCUGGUGCUUCAGGAGGACUUAUAGUUCCACAGAAAGAAAAGAAGAAAGAGAAGAAAAAUAAAUUAAUGAGGAAACUCGGACGUAGUAAGAGUGAGAGUACUCAAUCCCAAACUCAGCGGCAACCAGGUUUGGUUGGUUUGCUUGAGACCAUGCGAGCGCAACUUGAGAUAACAGAGUCCAUGGAUAUUAGAACUAGACAAGGAUUGCUCAAUGCCAUGGUAGGCAAAGUUGGAAAACGGAUGGACAAUCUCUUGAUUCCUUUGGAACUACUGUGCUGUAUCUCAAGAGCUGAGUUUUCAGACAUGAAAGCAUAUCUUCGUUGGCAGAAGAGACAGCUAAACAUGCUGGAGGAGGGCCUUAUAAACCAUCCCGUUGUUGGAUUUGGAGAGUUAGGUCGAAAGGUCAAUGAGCUACGGAAUCUCUUCAGAAAGAUUGAAGAAUCUGAGUCAUUGCCACCAUCUGCUGCUGAGGUUCAACGCACAGAAUGCCUAAGAUCACUAAGAGAAGUUGCUACUUCUCUCUCUGAAAGGCCUGCACGGGGUGAUCUUACUGGUGAGGUUUGUCACUGGGCUGAUGGCUACCAUCUGAAUGUGGCAUUGUAUGAGAAAAUGCUUGGCAGUGUUUUUGACAUCUUGGAUGAGGGAAAGCUUACAGAGGAGGUGGAAGAAAUCCUGGAGCUCCUAAAAUCAACUUGGCGGAUACUAGGCAUCACAGAGACAAUUCAUGAUACAUGUUAUGCAUGGGUAUUAUUUAGACAGUUUGUUUUUACGGGUGAGCAAGGACUCUUGAAAGUUGUGAUUGAGCAUUUGAGGAAGAUACCUUUGAGGGAGCAGCGUGGUCCACAGGAAAGAUUGCACUUGAAAAGUUUGCGUAGUUCUGUUGAUGCUGAGGAUAGUUAUCAAGACUUCACAUUUUUCCAGUCUUUCCUAUCUCCUGUUCAGAAAUGGGUGGACAAGAAAUUGAAUGAUUAUCACCUACACUUCUCAGAGGGCCCUAGCUUGAUGGCUGAUAUUGUAACAGUGGCAAUGGUUAUUAGAAGAAUUCUUGGUGAAGAAAAUAACAAGGGUAUGGAGUCGCCUGAUCGAGAUCAGAUUGACCGUUACAUUACAUCUUCUGUCAAAAGUGCUUUCGCGAAGAUGGCACACUUGGUAGAGGUUAAAGCAGAUACAACACAUGAACAUGUUCUAGCAUCUCUAGCUGAGGAGACAAAGAAACUUCUGAAGAAGGAUACAGCUGUAUUUUCACCGAUUUUGUCAAAAUGGCACCCACAGUCUGCAGUUGUUUCUGCUUCACUUCUCCAUAAACUUUAUGGAAUUAAAUUGAAACCAUUUCUUGAGCAUGCGGAGCAUCUUACGGAGGAUGUGGUUUCUGUAUUUCCGGCAGCCGAUGAUUUGGAGCAGUACAUAAUGUCUAUUAUGGCUUCUGUUGUGGGAGAUGAUGGUUUGGACAGCAUAUGCAGGCAAAAGCUAGCCCCUUAUCAGAUUGAAAGUAAAUCCGGAACGUUGGUGUUACGCUGGGUAAACGGGCAGCUCGAGAGAAUUGAAACUUGGGUUAAAAGAGCUGCUGAACAAGAGGCUUGGGAUCCUAUAUCCCCUCAACAACGCCAUGGGGCUUCUAUUGUCGAAGUCUACAGAAUCAUAGAAGAGACUGCAGACCAAUUUUUUGCAUUCAAGGUCCCCAUGCGAACUGGAGAAUUAAAUAGCCUCUGCCGUGGUUUUGACAAGGCAUUUCAAAUUUAUACACAGCUUGUUACCGAACCAAUAGUUGAUAGAGAAGAUUUAAUUCCGCCUGUUCCUGUUCUUACUCGAUAUAAAAAGGAGAUUGGAAUCAAGGCUUUUGUGAAAAAGGAAAUUCAUGAAGUUAGAACAGUUGAUGAGAGGAAAGCAAGUGAAAUAAUACAACUUACUAUGCCAAAGCUUUGUGUACGGCUUAACAGCCUAUAUUAUGGCAUCAGCCAGCUAAGCAAGCUGGAGGACAGCAUAAGUGAGCGGUGGGCUAAGAGGAAAAGUGAGAGCAUUAACAUCAGACGAUCAAUGAGCGAGAAAUCAAAGAGUGCUGUCUCGAGUCAGAAGAAUCAAUUUGAUGGCAGCAGAAAGGAAAUCAAUGCUGCAAUUGAUCAAAUAUGCGAGUUUACAGGGCUAAAGGUUAUCUUCUGGGACCUGCAGCAGCCAUUUAUUGACAAUUUGUACAAAAACAAUGUUUCUCAAGCUCGUCUGGAUGCUAUUAUGGAAGUGCUUGAUACGGUGCUUAAUCAGCUUUGCAAUGUCAUUGUGGAGCAACUACGGGAUCGUGUGGUUACAGGGCUUCUACAAGCAUCUCUGGAUGGCCUACUCCGUGUGAUACUAGAUGGAGGUCCUACACGUGUCUUCUCUCCAAGUGAUGCCACUCUUUUGGAAGAAGAUCUUGAAAUUCUUAAGGAAUUUUUUAUAUCUGGUGGAGAUGGCCUGCCUCGUGGAACUGUUGAAAAUUUGGUCUCACGUGUUCGCCCUGUGAUAAAUCUUAUCAGACAAGAGACUCGUGUGCUCAUUGAUGACCUACGAGAAGUUACCCAAGGUGCUAAAAGCAAGUUUGGAACCGAUUCCAAAACCCUGCUUAGGGUCCUUUGCCACAGAAAUGAUUCAGAGGCAUCACACUAUGUGAAGAAGCAGUUCAAGAUACCCAGCUCAGCUCCUGCCACCUAAUUCCUAAAACCAAGUGAUUUUCGUGGAUACUGUACAGCCAAUGGAAUGUUUCUCGGCCUUGCGACCCUGGAAAUCAUGUCCAGUAUCCGCUUCCCUGAUUGUAAGUUCAUGUAACAUUUGUGUAUUAUUAGCAGUAGGAGCUAGGGUGCCCACUGACUGCAGUACAGCACUUGUACACUAGUUCUGGUACACUGGCCUGAUUAAUUGGUUGUUUUAGGCUUUAGAAUUUGGGAAGGUUAGUUUUUUUUUUUUGGUUUUAUUUGGUCCUUUUGUGGUCUGUGAUUAUUUGGAACCCAUGAUCAGAAAUGUCGGGGAACAGAACGAAUGUUCGACAAAUCUGUCACUCAUUUUU